Molecule: messenger RNA, 525 nt
Organism: Rotaria socialis
Lineage: Eukaryota; Metazoa; Rotifera; Eurotatoria; Philodinida; Philodinidae
Source: the annotation of a GenBank genome assembly
AUGAUCCACUUCACCAUUCAUCCAAGGAAGAAGUAUAAACAUCCAGUGGAAGUUAAAGUUGAUAAUACAAUUAUUAAACCACUGGAUCAUACAAGAUACUUGGGUGUCAUUAUAGACAAACGAUUAAAUUGGCGUCGACAUCUCGAUCACAUCGAAACCAAGAUUGCUCCUCGGAUCGGUCUACUUCGAUAUGUAUCGAGAACAGCAUACGAACCCAACAGCAGGACGAUGAUCAACAUCUUCAAAUCAAUGGCACGCACAAUCAUUAUAUAUGGUUACCCGGUACUAUUAACUGCUGAUCAACAUGUAUGGAACCGAAUACAGAUCAUUCAAAAUAAAGCACUUCGAGCUGCACUAGGUCUACCCAUAUACACGUCAGUCGACUACAUCCACAAAAUUAGUAAUAUUCCAAAAAUCAAAGAUUAUGCAACAACAUUACUAAAACAGUCCAUCCAAACAGCAACAACAAAAAACGAUAUUACAUCGAAGAAACAUCUUCAAGAUAUACUUGAAAAAAUUUCAUGA